AGACUUUGUUUUGAAUGGACAGAAGGUGGUUGAACGAUGAGGCAGGACUGAUUCAAGUCCUGAAGAUGAAGGAAGAAGGGGACAGAGAUGAGUCUCCAGUAUCCAGCUGUGUGUCCAUGAAGAGUGACGGGUCCAGAUUUGAACCUCCAGUCUUCAGUGAUGAAACUGGACCCUCUGACAUAAAAGUUCGUUAUCGCAGACCUCAGAGAGGUGAGUCUCCAGUAUCCAGCUGUGUGUCCAUGAAGAGUGACGGGUCCAGAUUUGAACCUCCAGUCUUCAGUGAUGAACCUGGACCCCCAGACACAAAAGUUCGUUAUCGCAGACCUCAGAGAGGUGAGUCUCCAGUAUCCAGCUGUGUGUCCAUGAAGAGUGACGGGUCCAGAUUUGAACCUCCAGUCUUCAGUGAUGAGCCUGGACCCUCUGACACAAAAGGUCGUUACCACAGACCUCAAAGAAGUGAGUCUCCAGUAUCCAGCUUUAUGUCCAUGAAAAGUGAUGGGUCCAGAUUUGAACCUCCAGUCUUCAGUGAUGAACCUGGACCCUCAGACAUAAAACUGGGGAGUCAUGUUUCUGUGGAGCAGCAGCUGUCCUGCUGUGCUUUGUGUCAGGACGUCCUGAAGGAUCCGCUCUUUACCAGCUGUGGACACUGGUUCUGCAGACAGUGCAUCAGCUCAUACUGGGACCAGUGUGCUUCAUCAGGAGACUCCUCCUGUCCCCAGUGUGGACAUAGAUCAAGAACAGGUGUUGGUCUGCAGGAGGUCUUAGCUGAACAUAAGAUCAGUCUGAGGAGGAGAUGUGAACGUGUGACUGAAGGAACUGAUGUAACAGGAAGUGGAAUCCUCCUCAACAGGAUCUACACUGAGCUCUACAUCACAGAGGGACUGAGUGAAGAGGUGAAUGUUCAACAUGAGGUGAAGCAACUUGAGACAGCUUCCAAGAAGUCCCUCCAUGACACUCCAAUCAAGUGCCAUGACAUCUUUAAAGCCUUACCUGACCAACAGAGACACGUCAGAGUGGUUCUGACCAAUGGUGUCGCUGGUGUUGGAAAAACCUUCUUGGUGCAGAAGUUCACUCUGGACUGGGCAGAGGGUUUGGAAAACCAAGAUGUCAGUGUGGUGAUUGUGCUUUCAUUCAAGGAGCUCAACUUGAUCAAAGAUGAGCAGUACUGUCUUCUCGGGCUGCUCCAUGUUUUCCAUCCAACAUUACAGAAGGUCACAGCAGAGAAGUUGUCUAUCUGUAAGCUUCUGUUCAUCUUUGAUGGCCUGGAUGAAAACAGACUUUCACUGGACUUCACCAACAGUCAGGUUGUGUCUGAUGUCACACAGAAGGCAUCAGUCAGUCUUCUGCUGACAAACCUCAUCAAGGGGAAACUGCUUCCCUCAGCUCUGGUCUGGAUAACUUCCAGACCUGCAGCAGCCAAUCAGAUCCCUCCAACAUGUGUUGACAGGGUCACAGAAGUACGAGGCUUCACUGAUGUCCAGAAGGAGGAGUACUUCAGGAGGAGGUUCAGUGAUGAAGAGUUGUUCAGCAGAAUCAUCUCCCACAUCAAGACCUCCAGGAGCCUCCACAUCCUGUGUAGAAUCCCAGUCUUCUGCUGGAUCACUGCUACAGUUCUGGAGCACAUGUUGGCUAUGGAGCAAAGAGGAGAGUUGCCCAAGACCCUGACUGACAUGUAUUCACACUUCCUGGUUGUUCAGACAAAGAAAAAGAAGAGCAAGUACCAUGAGGGACAUGAGAUUAGACCGAGAGAAGUUCUUCUGAAGCUGGGAAGGCUGGCGUUUGAACAUUUGGACAAAGGAAACAUCAUGUUCUAUCAAGAAGACUUGGAGCAUUGUGGUCUUGAUGUGACGGAGGCCUUAGUCUACUCAGGAGUUUGUACAGAGAUCUUCAAAAGAGAGAGUGUGAUCUUCCAGAAAACAGUCUACUGCUUUGUUCAUCUAAGCAUUCAGGAGUUUCUGGCUGCAGUCUACAUGUUCCACUGUUACACCAACAGACAGACAGAGGUACUGGAGGACUUCCUGGAGAAAGAUCAGCAUUCCAUUAAGUCUCUGGAUGACUUCCUGUUGAGAGCCAUGAAGAAAUCCUUGCAGAGUAAAAAUGGUCACCUGGACCUGUUUGUUCGCUUCCUUCAUGGCCUCUCUCUGGAGUAUAACCAGAUACUCUUGGGAGGCCUUCUGGGUCACACUGAGAACAGUCCAGAAACCAUCCAGAGAGCCAUUAACAACCUGAAGGAUAUGAACACAUGUCAAUUCUGUCCUGACAGAAGCAUCAACAUCUUCCACUGUCUGACGGAGAUGAGAGACCUCUCAGUUCAUCAGGAGAUCCAAGAGUUCCUGAAGUCAGAGAGCAGAUCAGAGAAAAAACUCUCUGAGAUCCAGUGCUCAGCUCUGGCCUACAUGCUGCAGAUGUCAGACAAGGUUCUGGAUGAGCUGGACCUGGACAAGUACAAUGCAUCAUGGGAGGGACGAAGGAGGCUGUGUCCAGCUGUGAUGAACUGUAAAAAGGCUCGACUUUCUAGAUGUGGACUUGGACAGAAUCACUGUGAUGUUGUGUCCUUAGCUCUGAUGUCCAACCCCUCCCAUUUGAGAGAUUUGGACCUGAGGGGAAACAAUCUGCAGGCUGCAGGAGUGAAUAUCUUUGUUGCACUGGGCAGUCCAAACUGUAAACUGGAGACUCUGAGUCUGUGGGGCUGCAGUUUGUCAGAGAUCAACUGUGAUUCUAUAGUCUCAGCUCUGAAGGCCAACCCUUCCCAUCUGAGAGAACUGGACCUGAGUGACAACAACCUGCAAGAUGCAGGAGUGAAGCGGCUAUGUGGUUUUCUGGAGAGUCGACAAUGUAGACUGGAGAUUCUGAGGUCAGUUCACUGA
Messenger RNA from Mugil cephalus (flathead mullet), 2867 nucleotides. RefSeq names its product NLR family CARD domain-containing protein 3-like. Gene Ontology annotation, molecular function: protein binding. NCBI's taxonomy places the organism in Eukaryota, Metazoa, Chordata, Actinopteri, Mugiliformes, Mugilidae. The coding region runs from base 15 to 2867 and encodes 950 amino acids. The record is from RefSeq and is a predicted model, not a curated record. The transcript has 10 exons.